This is a messenger RNA of Melanotaenia boesemani (Boeseman's rainbowfish), 3869 nucleotides long. It is a transcript of the gene ell2, whose product is annotated as elongation factor for RNA polymerase II 2. Gene Ontology annotation, molecular function: cis-regulatory region sequence-specific DNA binding. The record is from RefSeq and is a predicted model, not a curated record. Gene Ontology annotation, biological process: snRNA transcription by RNA polymerase II; positive regulation of transcription elongation by RNA polymerase II; transcription elongation by RNA polymerase II. Gene Ontology annotation, cellular component: transcription elongation factor complex. NCBI's taxonomy places the organism in Eukaryota, Metazoa, Chordata, Actinopteri, Atheriniformes, Melanotaeniidae. The transcript has 12 exons. The coding region runs from base 32 to 2062 and encodes 676 amino acids.
GCAGAGAGAGCACAGGGAGCCUGGCUGCUAAAUGCUCCUGCUUCAGAGGGACGAUGGUGGAGGGCUGGUAAAGAUGGCGGCUCUCUCGGAGGAUGGGAGGUACGGAUUAAAUUGUGGCCAACAGAGCGCAGAAAGAGUCACUGUAUUACAUGUCAAAUUGACUGAAACGGCGCUGAGAGCGAUAGAAAGCUACCAAAAUUGCAUGAAUGUACCUUCUUUGCGGCCUACAAUACAAUUUAAGGGACUCCAAGGGCGCAUUAAAAUCCCCAAGAUUAACUCCUCCACGGACACCUUCCACAAUUUUGAUUUCUACCUGUCUAAUGUGGGCAAGGACAACCCUCAGGGAAGCUUUGAGUGCAUCCAUCAGUAUGCGUCAAGCUCUGGGGCCUCACACCUGGCAUUGUUGGCAACGGUGCAGGACAAGGUCACUGUAUGUGCCACCAAUGACUCGUACCAGGUGACCCGGGAACGUAUGACCCAGGCUGUAGAGGACACACGUGAACGUGGGACCAAAGUCAUCAAGCCUGGGGGCCAGUACAGAGGAAAGCAAGUGCAAACUCGUAAGCCUGCGCUGACGGCUCCAGAUAUAGUUCCAGAGCGCAAACGAUCCACACCUAUCAACCCAGCCAACACGAUACGCAAGUGCCUUUCCAGUAACCCUGUAUCACAGAGGUCACUCCGGGACCGCAUCAUUCACCUGCUGGCGCUGAAGUCGUACAAGAAGCUGGAAAUGCUCGGCCGUUUGCAGCGGGAUGGUAUCAACCAAAAGGACCGAAACUCACUGGGGACGACUUUGCAACAAGUGGCAAACCUGAAUCCCAAAGACAACACAUACUCAUUGAAGGACUUUAUUUAUCGUGAUGUCCAGCGAAACUGGCCUGGCUAUUCUGAAGAUGAGAAGACACAGGCUGACCGGAUCCUGACUCGCAAAUUAGGUCUUCCAGUUGAGACGGCCUCAAAUAGUUCUCCUAAAGAAAGUGUCCCCACAUCCCCUCAGAAGCGGCAGCCAGACUUUGACUUCAUUGAUCCCUUGGCUCCCAAGAAAGCUCGCAUCUCUCACCUCAGCAAUCGAGGACCAGCUGCAUCUUCAUCCUCCUCUGACCGCCGCGAGGAUGAGAGCAUCCCCAGCUCUAAACACUUGUCCCUACCCCCCAAUGUUACCUCAGGCCCUCCCACCCAUCUUCCCAUUUCAUCCCACCCUCCUGCACCCUCUCACCAGCAACCCAGCCCAGCCUCCAACUCCAACUCACCGAGCACCCCGGAGGGCUGUGGCACCCAGGACCUGCCCACGGACCAGAGUUCUUCCUGCAGAGAUCCUUCACCCAGCCCCUUUUCCUCGGACAGGACCCUGCAAGACCGCUAUCAGCACACUGUCCUGAGGCCAGCCACCUCCCCCAGCCCUCCUUGCACCUCUCUCACAGUUACCUCCACUGUCAUCACCAGCCCUCCCUUAUCUAGCAAUACAAAUAAAAAGUUCAAAAAGAAAUCCAAGAAGCACAAAGACAAGGGUCGAGAGAAGGAGAAAGGGAAACGAACAGAAAGAGCCAGCAUUAAUCCUCCCAUCGUAGCAGAGCAGACUGAGGAGAGUCGUAGAGCCAAAAAGAAGCGCAGUGCUGAGGAGGAAAAUGGACAAGUUCUGGACAAAUAUUCCCACAAAGAACAAGACAAAGAGCAGCUGGUCCAGUCCACUGAAUUCUCUUCCAAAACUGAGAUGCCUGACUUUGCAGUGAAGUACACAAUGCUGGUGUCCCUCGACCAGAGACAGAGCUACAAGGAUGACUUCAACGCAGAGUAUGAUGAGUACCGCCAGUUGCACGCCCGUGUGGAGAGCAUCACACGCCGCUUUACCCAGCUGGAUACCCAGUGUCGGAAGCUGGCACCUGGCACCAAAGAGCACCAGAAAGUGCAAGAAGAAGUCCUGAAAGAGUACAAAAAGAUGAAACAACACAACCCAAACUACCAUGAAGAGAAACUACGCUGCGAGUACCUGCACAACAAACUGGCUCACAUCAAGCGGCUAAUAGCUGAUUUUGACCAGCGCAGAGCCCAGGCCUGGUACUGAGAGAGCAGCACGGGGCAUUUUCACUGAUCAGUAUUGUGAAUGGAGUGUCAAACCAGGAGGGAGUGACCAACUUGGGCUUAUUUAUUAACACCCCUCCAUUUCCUGCCUCUACAACUUUCUCCCUUUCCCUACUUCUGUCAUCCUUCAUUCCCUCUUUAUUUUAUGUUUUUGAUUCCACAGGCUUUUAUUUUGUUGCCUGCAGUAGUGAAAAUCUCACUUAGACUUUACUCCCUUCAUUUGGUUUCUCAAUGGUUUUUUUUUCUUAAAUAAGUAGCUCCUGUGGAAUUGAAUGCCACUGGUCCAGUGGAAGGGGCUGCCUGCAUGAGCAAUGAGGUGUGCUAAAUAACUUCAACUCUAACUUUUUGAAGGACAGUUUUCAGACAAAAGUAUUUGAGCAUCAAAUAAAAUAUUAAGUUGUAUUUAAGUUUAAAAAAAUGAAAAAAAAGAGGGAAAUCUAUUUAUUUUGAGACUCGUAGUGCAAGCAAGAGUCUGCAGAUGAUGUAUUGUUUAAUUUUUCUUAAACAUUGAAAAGAAAAAAAAUUACCACGGGCCUUAUGUGUUUUGACUUUGUGAAGCCAUUUUGCACGCAAGAUCCAUACGUCACCUCAUCUGGAAAAGAUAUCUCUGCUGCCUCAUUUCCUCUUCAAAAAAAAAAAAAAAAAAAAAAAGAAAAGAAAAAAAACUGUAUUGGAAAAUGUUGCUUCAACAAAUUGCUGCCAAUGCUGAGUGAAGAGGAAGGAAAUGUGACAGUAAGGAGAAGCAACAGACGGUGUGCAUGGGUUGUAAAUUUAGUUUUUAAUGACCCACAUCGGUGGUGAGGUUAGGGGAAAAUAAAGACCCCGUCACCCACUGGGGCAGGCGGGGAGCAGUAUUCCUUGCAUCAAUUAAUAUGUAAAGUUCAGUGCCUUAUGGCGUUUACAUUCAGAACGUGUAGUUGGGCUGCUCCUGCGGUCCACAGAUUAUGCAAAGGAUCUACAACUGCCUAAAAACUGUCAUAUAUGAAUGAGUGAGUGUGUGUGUAUGUGUGUGUGCUCGCGUUCGCACUUGUGCAAAUGUCAGACUGGAAGAGAAAGGAGGCAAUACGUCUGAAAGGAGUGUUACAAAAUGAGUCUUUGUAUGGUUGUGAAUUAUUUAGAGUAACAAAAAAAGUAAUGUGGAGAAAUUAGAGAUAUGAGGGGAGCGGGAAAAACAGAAAACAAGCUGCUAUAAUGUUUGACCAGCCAGAGCACUCGGGAUCAACCUGGUUGGAGUAACAGAACCUGAUCCUCAUAGAAGUAAUGCAGACGAUCUUUAUUUUCCAGAGUGGUUCCUCUCUUGACCCUGGAAAGGACUGCAACCGCCUCAUGAGCUUAAUCCAGUGGCAAAGAGCCUGUUUUAUGUUUUAAAAAGAAGCCACUUUAUGAUGCGUCCUCCAGAGGACUCAUCCUUCCUGUGUUCAAUGUAUUUGGUUUAGGUCUACUUCCACCGAGGAGUGAAAGAUUUAAGUAUUUCCCCAGCAUUGAUACAGAUUUAUUGUCAUGGAUGGAUGGCUUCUAGAAGAUUUUUUUUUUUUUCAACAAGGGAAAAUUGUUUACAAACUUGUGUUAGAAUGUUUGCCAAACAUUAAAUGCCUUCUGGUACUGCUUCCAUGGAAUACAUUUUCCAAAAGGAGUGCAAGUUGAGGAGACGUGAAUACUGAAAUAUGUGUUGCAUUCACUGGUAAACAUCCAGAACAGAAACUCGGGCACUGUGCAGUGGUCAGCCUCUUUCAGAGCUGGAUCUGAGAUAUCGUUUAUUCAAGUAAGAGUCUGUAUCCUGUACUGGGGUU